UGAGAGCGGUGAUCGAGAUGCAGCCCCCCACGAAGGUGAAGGAGGUGCAGAUUCUAACUGGUCGAAUAGCAGGCCUGAGUCGCUUUAUUUCUAAGGUAGCUGAGAAGAGCGGGCCCCUAUUUAAGACACUCAGGAGGAGCUCGAAAUUCCAGUGGACAGAAGAAGCCCAGGAAGCAUUCGAGGAGCUGAAGAGGGUGUUGGUCGACCUACCGCUAUUGGCGAAACCAGCGCAAGGGGAGGACUUGGUGUUAUAUGUAUCCAUUGGUGAGACAACAGUGAGCUCUGUGUUGUUGCGAGAGGAAGGGACAGCCCAAUUUCCAAUCUAUUAUGUGAGCAAGGUGAUGCAAGGAGCAGAAAGGAGGUAUUCAGAAAUUGAAAAAGGAGCCUUGGCAGUGGUGGUCACAGUAAGGAAGCUGAGACCAUAUUUCUUAGGGCAUAAGGUGAAGGUCCGGACGAAUAUGCCGUUGGGAGAAACAUUGGGUCGACCCUCCGUAUCAGGGCGAUUAGUCAAACGGGCGGUCGAGCUGAGUGAAUACACAAUUACUUAUGAGCCAAGGAGGGCGAUUAAGGCUCAAGCGCUGGCUGACUUUAUUCAAGAAGGGACGAAGGAGAGCGGGGAAUCUGAAGGGGUGUGGCAAGUGUUUGCAGAUGGAUCGGUGUCAAGGGCUGGAGGUGGCCUAGGCAUCGUACUUAUGUCGCCGAAGGGUGACAGCUUGGAGUUUGGAGUUCCCAAGGUGUUGGUGUCGGACAACGGGACCCAGUUCAACGGUAAGCAGAUCCGAGCAUGGUGUGAGGACAUGAAAAUCGACCAACACUUCGCUUCGGUCGCACACCCGCAGGCCAAUGGGCAAGUUGAGGUAACCAACAGAAUCAUAUUGAACGGACUGAAAACAAGGUUGGAGAAGGCAUCGGGAGC
Striga hermonthica is the source of this 916-nucleotide messenger RNA. Lineage: Eukaryota; Viridiplantae; Streptophyta; Magnoliopsida; Lamiales; Orobanchaceae. The record is from the annotation of a GenBank genome assembly.